UCUUUCCCUUCAAGUUGCAUCACUAUAUAUCUUGCAAGGUUGCAGCACUUCUCCAUACUUGACCCAUAAUUCUUUUCUGCUCAUGCCCUGGCCAUUCUUGCAUGCAUUCUCCCUAGUCCCUGCUAAACAAGGAGGCAGUGCUAUCAUCCUUGCCUCUGUGGCUCUCUGCUGCAUCAUGGGGGAGUCCCCAAAUUUUGCACAAGUUAUCCGGCCAAGAUUCGUGGCGAGCAACUUGCUAUGCCACCGGCUCGUCUCCGAGUUCGCUGGAUUGGGGGAGGAUGCGUUGCAGGAGAGCAAGAACGGCACCGUGAAUUACAGGGUGUUCACCAGCACAUGGAACGUCGGCGGCGUGGCGCCGCCGGACGAUCUAGACCUGGAGGAUUGGCUGGACACCAGGGCCAACUCCUACGACAUAUACGUUCUUGGGUUCCAGGAGAUCGUGCCGCUGAAUGCGAGGAACGUGGUCGGCCCCAAGAACAGCUCGGCGACCAGGAAGUGGAACCAACUCAUUGGGGACGCACUGAACAAGAACAAAACGGCGAGAACAAGGCGAGAAGAAGAAGCAGAAGCGCGUGAGCAGCAGCAGAAGCAGCAGUCGUCGUUCGGGUUCAGGCGCGUCGCGAGCAAGCAGAUGGUCGGCAUCUUCGUGUCCGUCUGGGCGAGGAGCGGCGUCCGCCGGCACGUCCGCAGCCCCGGCGUCUCCUGCGUGGGCGCGGGCGUCCUCGGCCGGCUCGGCAACAAGGGCGCCGUGUCCGUCCGCUUCUUGCUCCACGGCACGAGCUUCUGCUUCGUGUGCUGCCACCUGGCCUCCGGCAGCAAGUGCGGCGCCGUGCUGCUCCGGAACGCGGACGCCGCGGACAUCCUCUCCAGGACCAGCUUCCCCACGGCAGCGGGCUUGCCGGAGAAGAUCCUCGACCAUGACCGCGUGGUGUUGCUGGGGGACCUGAACUACCGGAUCUCCAUGGACGACGCGGAGGCGCGGCUGCUGGUGAGCGCCAGCAAGUGGGGCAUGCUGCUGGAGAACGACGAGCUGCUGCUGGAGCUCUCCGAGGGCCGGAGCUUCGAGGGAUGGAGCGAGGGGCUCGUCACCUUCUCCCCGACCUACAAGUACCACCGCAAUUCAGACAAGUUCUACUGGUGCGUCGACGGCGGCACCGCCCCCGGUGGCCGCCAGAAGCAGCAGCGAGCGCCGGCAUGGUGCGAUCGGAUCCUCUGGCGCGGCAAGGGGCUGAAGCAGAUUGAAUACGAGAGGUGCGGCGGGUACAGGCUCUCGGACCACCGGCCGGUCAGGGCGGCGUUCGACGCCGUCUGCGAGGUUGCCGGCGGAGCUGUUGUGGUAGAUUCGUUUUUGGAAGGCCACUGUACUUUGAGAUGACACACAUGCAUGAUCGAUCACACGAUAGAGAUCGGAUCGAGACACUGUAAAUUAGUACGAGUACCUGAUUUACCAAAGGAUUGAGAUGCCCAUCGUUGCAUCUCUUGAGACGAGAAUUAGGAUCGUUUUGGUUGUGCGGUUGCCGCCAAUGGGUAACUCGUCGGAUGAUUUUUUUUUUUGACACGGUUUUGAUGUUGAGGAGUCUCUUGUUUAUUAAUUAUAAAUUAGUCGACAUGUUAGCCAUCA
Molecule: messenger RNA, 1621 nt
Organism: Brachypodium distachyon (stiff brome)
Lineage: Eukaryota; Viridiplantae; Streptophyta; Magnoliopsida; Poales; Poaceae
Product: type IV inositol polyphosphate 5-phosphatase 9
Exons: 6
Coding region: 83-1375 (430 amino acids)
Biological process (GO): phosphatidylinositol dephosphorylation
Molecular function (GO): inositol-polyphosphate 5-phosphatase activity; phosphatidylinositol-4,5-bisphosphate 5-phosphatase activity; phosphatidylinositol-3,4,5-trisphosphate 5-phosphatase activity
Source: RefSeq, a predicted model, not a curated record